Hansenula ciferrii is the source of this 2448-nucleotide messenger RNA. RefSeq names its product ubiquitin-specific protease DOA4 (gene DOA4). Gene Ontology annotation, biological process: protein deubiquitination. The coding region runs from base 1 to 2448 and encodes 815 amino acids. The transcript has 2 exons. NCBI's taxonomy places the organism in Eukaryota, Fungi, Ascomycota, Saccharomycetes, Phaffomycetales, Wickerhamomycetaceae. Gene Ontology annotation, molecular function: cysteine-type deubiquitinase activity. The record is from RefSeq and is a predicted model, not a curated record.
AUGUUAUCAAUGUACAGAAAAAAUAUUUUGAAAUCUUUAGCAAGAUCAAGAUCUAUUCCAGUUACACAACCACGUCGCUUUCAAACCGUUUGGUCACAUUCAACAAAUGAAAAAGUGAAAACUUCAGCUGAUGUUAACACAGACAAGAAACCAUUCAAUGAAGAGGUUUCACAAGAAAAAUUAGACGAAAUGAAAAAGCACUCGGAUUCAUUUGAACAGUCCUCUAAGAAGGAGACCACUGAGUACACUAAGAAGUACUCGGAGGGUUUUAAGAAUCUAAAAGAUAAAGGUAAAAGAACAGCCGAAGAGCAGGCUCGUGCUGAGGAUUAUAUCAUUGCAGCAAAGAUAAUACCCAAAUUGCCGGAUUAUACUAAAUUUUCAGAGGCUAAGAAUUGCAAAGAAGCGGAUUAUUACACUCUUUAUACUGAUUUGGUAUCGAAGUUAUUACAUGAUAAACAUAUAAAGAACAUAAAGAAUCAUUUAAACAGCAGUUGUGCUUUAAAUACUGAAAAUGAUGUAUGUGUUGAACAUAGUGAAAUUGACGAAGUAAAUGGAGAGAUAAUAGAACCUCAGACUUUGAAAGUCUUUUUAGAGAAGCAUAGAUCCAGCAUUUUAUUGGUUGACGUGAGACCAAGGGAAGACUUUAAAAAAAACCACAUAUUAACAGAGAAUAUAAUUUGUCUAGAGCCUAUAUCCAUAAGAUCUCAAUAUUUCGAUCACGAUAUUGAAAACUUAUCACUUUUGAAUUCUCCAGAUCAUGAAAAGGCUCUCUUUAAACAUAGAGAUAACUUUGAUUUAGUGAUUAUUUAUGAUGAAACUUCCCAAUUUCCUCAUGACUCAAAAUCAUCCGAAAACCUGAUGAAAAUUUUGUGCCAAAAAUCUUUUGAAAAACCAUUGAAAAGGAAGCCAAUGUUUCUUAAAGGUGGUAUUCAAGGAUGGAUGAAUGUAUUUGGACUUUCAAGCUUUGGGCAUAAUCAUGGAUUUUUGACACACCCGGGGAAACACAGACCAAGAACUUCUAGUCGGUCAAGCUCAUUCUCAAAUCAACCAAUUGCAAGAAAUUUUCAUGAUUAUCUUUCAAAUCCAAUUAAGAAUGAUUUCCAUUCUUCUACACCUCAGUUUUACGUUCAAAGACCGACAUCUCCUAAUAUAAAAAGAUCGAGCAGCUUCAAACUUCCUAGCUUGAGACCAGUAUCAUCCCCAGGGAAUAUAUUCAAUAAUAAAUCACCAAAAUCUGGCAAUACGGUCUCUCCUAAGAGCCUAAAUGGAAUUACAGAUUCUAAACAAAAUGCAAAUCAGAAGAUUGAACCUACCUUACCAAGCGUAUCAAAGAUUUUGAAUACAAAUGAUUUACAUUGCACUACGGGCUUAUACAAUAUUGGAAACACAUGCUAUAUGAAUUCUAUAAUUCAAUGCUUAUUGGGGACACCGCCAUUUUUGCAAUUCUUUCUAAAUGGCUCUUAUAAAGAGCAUGUCAACAUAAAUAGUAAGCUUGGAACCAAAGGUAUCAUGGCAAAAUUUUUUGCUGAGUUAGCUCAGGCUGUUUUUAAACAGAAUGGACGUGUGUAUGAGCCAAAAAACUUUAAAAUUGCUAUAGGCUCAUUGAAUACUUCAUUCAAGAAUAACGAUCAGCAGGACUGCUCUGAAUUUUUGAAUUUCGUUCUAGAUGGUUUACAUGAAGAUCUAAAUGAAGAAGGUAAUAGACCAAGGCUUGGUGAUUUGACCACAGAGGAAGAAGAGUUGAGAGAGAGAAUGCCUAUCAGAUUGGCAUCAGUCAUAGAAUGGGAAAGAUAUCUCAAGACUAAUUAUAGUGCUGUUGUUGCACUAUUUCAGGGGCAAUAUUUGAGUCAAUUGAAAUGUCUAGAAUGUGGCACGACAUCUACAACUUAUCAAGCCUUUUCGGUGUUGAGUCUUCCUAUUCCUCAAGAAUUAGUUCAAAGUCCUUUGGAAAAAAUAUCAUUGAAGAGAUGCUUAGAAGAAUUCACUAAACUGGAAGUUUUGGAUGGUGAUGACAGAUGGAACUGCUCAAAGUGUAAACAACUGAGAAAGUCUACAAAAAAGAUCACUAUAACUAGACUUCCUUCGAAUUUAGUUAUUCAUCUCAAAAGAUUCAAGACUGGAGUGAAUCUACAAAAAAUCACAACAUUUAUAGAAUAUCCAUUUGAAAUGGACUUGACAGACUAUUGGCCCAAAGUGGUAAGUAAAGAAGAAUCAAAGAAGCUACUCACAUUUCCAUUGAGGGGACAAACUCCUCCUUUCAAAUACAAUUUAUACGGUGUAUCAAAUCAUUCGGGUACAUUAGUUGGUGGGCAUUAUACUUCGUAUGUUUGGAAAGGUACAAAUAAGAAAUGGUGUUACUUUGAUGAUACAAGGAUAGUACAGAAUUUUACUAAAACCAAUGUCAUCAACUCGAAUGCAUAUGUUUUGUUCUACACCAGGGUGAACUAA